AUGGGGAAGAUGGCGGCGGCCGUGGGCUCUGUAGCGACGCUGGCGGCAGAGCCGCGGGAGGACGCCUUUCGGAAGCUUUUCCGCUUCUACCGUCAGAGCCGCCCUGGGACCACAGACCUGGGAGCGGUCAUUGACUUCUCGGCGGCCCACGCAACCCGCGGGACGGGGCCUAGUGCCCGCAAGGUGGUUAGAUCUCAGCUGAGUGUAUCUUCCGUCAGUGACCACGAUGCACAUAGAGCAGGACUUCAGCCAGUCAGCAAGUGGCAAGCCUAUGGACUCCAAGGCUAUCCUGGAUUUAUUUUUAUCCCAAACCCCUUCCUCCCAGGUUACCAGUGGCACUGGGUGAAGCAGUGCCUUAAGUUAUAUUCCCAGAAACCAAAUGUGUGUAACCUAGACAAGCACAUGACCCAAGAAGAGACUCAGGACCUCUGGGAACAGAGCAAAGAGUUUCUGAGGUACAAAGAAGCAAAUAAACGGAGACCCCGAAGUUUACUAGAGAAGUUGCGCUGGGUGACCCUAGGCUACCAUUAUAACUGGGACAGUAAGAAAUACUCAGCCGAUCAUUACACACCUUUCCCUUCUGACCUGGCUUUCCUCUCAGAGCAAGUAGCCACAGCCUGUGGGUUUCAGGGUUUCCAAGCCGAGGCAGGUAUCCUGAAUUACUACAGAUUGGACUCCACCCUGGGAAUCCACGUAGACAGAUCUGAACUAGAUCACUCCAAACCCCUGCUGUCUUUCAGCUUCGGACAGUCUGCCAUCUUUCUCCUGGGUGGCCUCAAAAGAGAUGAAGCGCCCACAGCCAUGUUUAUGCACAGUGGUGACAUCAUGGUAAUGUCAGGUUUCAGCCGCCUGUUGAACCAUGCAGUCCCAAGGGUCCUUCCAAGUCCUCAAGGGGAAAGCUUGCCAUGCUGCCUAGAGACACCUCUCCCAGCCGUCCUCCCCAGAGAUUCAGUGGUAGAGCCCUGCUCUGAGGAGGACUGGCAGGUGUGCACCAGCUACUUGAAAACCGCUCGUGUGAACAUGACUGUCCGACAGGUACUGGCCACAGACCAGGACUUCCCUUGGGAAUCCAUGGAGGAGAAGAAAAGAGACAUCACCACAGAAGGUUUCUGCCACCUGGACGACAAGAAUUGCCAAGUAAAACGAGUAAAGUUAAACCCUGACAGCUGAGACUUGGAGAGCCCGUUCUUUUCCUCAGGCAGGUCUCACAGUAAAUGGCCACGCUUUCUUGUAUUACCAUAGACUCUAGCAUCAGGACAAGCCAAAAGACAGGGAAAAGCUCAUCAUGGAUCACAGUGCUGCCUUGGAACCCAUCCUGAAGAGUAAAG
Messenger RNA from Odobenus rosmarus divergens (Pacific walrus), 1328 nucleotides. It is a transcript of the gene ALKBH1, whose product is annotated as alkB, alkylation repair homolog 1 (E. coli). The record is from RefSeq and is a predicted model, not a curated record. The coding region runs from base 1 to 1170 and encodes 389 amino acids. The transcript has 6 exons. Gene Ontology annotation, biological process: oxidative RNA demethylation. Gene Ontology annotation, cellular component: cytoplasm; nucleus. Gene Ontology annotation, molecular function: broad specificity oxidative DNA demethylase activity; oxidative RNA demethylase activity; ferrous iron binding. Lineage: Eukaryota; Metazoa; Chordata; Mammalia; Carnivora; Odobenidae.